This is a messenger RNA of Plutella xylostella (diamondback moth), 2857 nucleotides long. Lineage: Eukaryota; Metazoa; Arthropoda; Insecta; Lepidoptera; Plutellidae. The record is from RefSeq and is a predicted model, not a curated record.
UGAAAAAUACAAACAACAAACGUGUUGUGUCGUAUUUUUUAGACUAACUUCUAAAUAAAAAACGUAAUUAACUCUUUAAUAUUGUAUUUAAUACAGGAGCCGUGCUUUUCACAUUUUUUGUACAUUUUAGUUCGUCAAAAUCCGCUCCGGCAUUAGUUUUCUGCACCGAUUAUCCUUCCAUCACAUGCUCACGCAUGGAUCAUAUACGAGAAAUAGACUGGUGCUAUAAUGAGAGGGACUCUGAACAUUUCCUGACUGACCGGGACAUAGACAACUCUUGCACGGAGAGGAUCCUCCGCAACCGGUUCACUGACCCGCUGCUCUCCAGCGACUCCGAGGAUGAGACCAGGAAACCCAUCAACUGGAGUGCUGUGUUCUCUAAUCCGCAGGCGCAAGACAGAAACAACAGAACAUUUGUGCCGGGCUUCCGGCCAGUCCCACACUUUCCGAAGCUGUCCGCACUGUCGCAGGUGCAACACUUCAACCUGCUGAAGGUGCUCUGCUCCAUGUAUCCUGAUGUUCUGGAGGCGGAGUUCAUACCCAGACCCACCAAGCUGGACCAUAGACUUUUUGAGGACCUAAAAGACAAGUAUGAAGGAGAACAGAAGGAAUUCAAAGAGUGGGCUCGGGCUCUCUGGACAAGCACACACUGCAUCCGUGCGCUGAGACCGAAACCCCUUGUAGAGAUGGUUUAUGAUGCAGAGUUUCGCAUGAAGGUCACCGAACUGGCCUCCUUGCCCAAGAAAUAUGACAUGGCUGCCCAGAUACCACUUGUAACACAGGGGGGACAAUUUGAACUUGUACAUAAAAAGGAUUUGAUUAAAGUGAACCUGUCAGAGCUGCCGCAAGUCCAGGUGCAGGAGCUGUUCACUCGCAAGACCAACAUCAUGCGCGCGAGCACGCUGCCCGAGCCGUGCGCGCGCCACCCCUGCCGGCUGCUGCUGCCUAAUGAGACCUCAGUCUCCGUGCUGCCCUACACGGAGGUCCAGCAUCAACUGUGCCAGUACGCGGGGUCUCUGGGCGCGCGGUUCAUAGUGAGCGGCGGCGCGCUGCCGGCGCUAGCCUGCGCCGCGCGCCCGCACGCGCUGCCCGCGGCCGUGCACCGGGUGCCUGGGCCCGACGGUGAGCCGAUGACAGUGGUGUGCAUCGGCAGCGACUUCUCGACACACCGGGAGUCGUCUCAGACAAGGACUUACAAGGCGUUCAAGCAUCUACUGCAGUACACACUGGUUCCUCCAGAAGAGCGUCAGAGGAUCCAGAAGCUCUGGCUGAAGUCGGAGGCGGAGCGGCUCGCGGCGGAAGAAGAGCCGCUGACGGUGGUGGUGCUGGCCGACAGCGGCGCCGACAGCGGGGACGACGAGCCACUAGUCAUUGACAUGGAUGACAUGCAAGUGGAUAAUGAUAUGAAAGCAGAGCCGUGCACGCCGCGACGGAGCACCGAGUGCGAGAUUGACGCCCACACGCCGCGUGCCGAGUGCGAGAUGGAACCCCUCAUAACCCAGCAAGAAGAGGUGGUGAUGCCAGGAGGUGAUGAAGUGUCCGGGGAAGGCGCGGGGAUGCUAGAUGUGCCCACACUGCCUGAUAUGGUGUCGUGCUCUUGUGAAGACUCAUCGAUGGAGCGGCCGCCGCUCCGCUCGUACAGGCGGUGGCAAGUCGUCAACAAGAGCGACGGAGACAGCAUCGAUCUGAUCGUGCACUGCUCACACAAACUCAAAGGUAAAUCGGGCGAGCUACUAGUAGAGCCCUCUCCCGAAUACCAACUGGAGCUGGGCGCCGCGCGGCCGCCCCGCGACCAGCUGCGGGCGCUGGCGCUCGCGCUGUGUCUGAGGAGAAAUGCCACGCUCAUGAAUGUCCGCGUAGACGGCACAAGCGGCGACCUGGUGACCUGCGAGCUGGCGACCCUGGCCGACCUGACGACCCAGCACCCCGGCCUCAUGGAGGAAGCGGCCAACAUAGUGUACUCUACACUGAACCAUCUGCAGGGCUUACUGCCGGGGCAGUACUUGUUGAAGCAUGAGCCGGAGCACGGUCAGAACGCUCUGCUCUACGUGGCGACCUCUGCCGGCCGCGGCGACCCACUGACGCUGCAGUUUGACAUGACGCAGCUCGCGGAGACCGACGAGGCCAAGUGCGUGAAGAGACCGCCCGACCUGGCGCCCGUGCUGCUGCCGAUGCAUAAGUUCCGUCGCAUCCUGCCGCUGGCCUUCUCCCCGUUCCAACAACACGUGGCCAAAGAGACAAAGAAGCCCCCAGCUCGACAGAAGACCCCCCCGCAGGCCAUCAAGUUCGGAGAAGCGGAGCGUUCGGGAAACGGAGGACCUUCCCAGCGUAAGGUACCCGGCAAGCGAAGCGAUCAGUUGUUGAGCACAGUACACGUAAAACCAGAGUUUCCAUUUGUCUCUACCCUCAAAGGCGCACGCAGCUCAAACCUGCGGUUUUUCGAAGAAUGGGUAUCGAUUGGGCGGAUUUGAGAUCAUUUGAGUGUUCCUUUCAUGGGAUGAUUUGAGUAUCCAUUUUGUUAAAUUUUGAGAUAAGUCCCUUUCAUUCUGAGGGUUCAAUAUGUAGAAUAUGGAUUUGGUUGAAAUUUUUUGAUUUAUUAUUUCCUAUCAAUAUUUAGACACUAAAACUCUUCUUAUGUUAUAUCUCUUUUAAAAACUGUAUUAAUUAUUUAUUGAAAGAGGCUACUUAUACCCGCUUAUAAUAUAUAUUUUUAAUACUAUUUUAAUGUUAACGAACUGACUGACUGACCACUUUUAUUUGUAACAACUAGUUAAAUGAAAUGUUUGUUGCAGUGGCCCAAGCGGAAGAAAAACAAGAAGAAAAAGUGAACUGUGGAGUAUUAAAGCAAAUUCAAAUU